GCCACCCACUCUCAACUUUGUAUUAUUCUCGCACAAUAUUCUUUCGGCCCAACGCAAAACGGAGGACACACACACAUUAUCCUGAGCCAACAUACUAUCAUUCUUCUCAUGGCAGACAAGAAAGCAAUGUCUCGCGCUCUCGGGGCCGCAUUCCUGAACCAUCAAGUCGAGCAAUUGGAAAAGUCGGCUGCGUCCCGUAACUGGCGUAGCUCAUCUCCCAACGCUACUCAACCAUUUCCAAAGAAGCGCAUUUCUCAGCAGCAACAGACAGCCAGUGCAAUGACCACUCAAACCAUUUCCAAACGCAAAAAGCAUGCAGGUGUCUUCACCCUUCCCGAGCCGAAUCACGACACUCCCUCCAUUGAUCGUCUCUCGCUGGUGGAUGGGAAGGAGAAAGAUGCGAAUGUUGUGGUCGUCGAUGCUAGUGUGCUUGUUCAUGCCCUCCAUCAAGUCAAGCGUUGGUGCCGUGAAGGGCAUUCAGAGAUUGUCAUUGUACCACUUGAAGCUCUGAACACACUUGAUCUAUUGAAGAAAGGGACUUCUCCCAUUGCUCAGCGUGCCCGGGCCGCUUCACGCAUUCUGGAAGCACAAGUUGGCCAGAACCCACGUAUUCGUGUCCAACAAGACGCCGCCUUUGUUCCCUGGAAUGCUAUUCUCCCUGAAGACUCUGACGAUGCCCAAGAGUGGGUGCGGCGUACAAUCUGUUGUGCCCGUUGGGAAAUCAAUGAAGCAGAAAAGAUGGUUUCAACUACCGAUGUCCCUAUUGUUCGUCUGGCGGUCUUGGCCCCAGAUGCUACUGCGCCCAUCAUUGCGACUGCUGAUGCCACGGUUAGCAAGCAUGAACCUCGCGCGGCAGGUUCACUUGUUUCUCACUGGGCCACACGUGCCGGCAUCAAACUCCUUCCAGUUCCGCCUUCCGUGCCGAAUGUGGGUAACAUUCACAAUACCGUCCCCUCUCGCCCAGCAACCCAAACCAAGCGUCGUCCUGGCAGCGGAGGUAGCAAUCAUGUUACCAAAGGCGCAGGAAACCUCGUCGAGAGACCUGCUGCAGCUAUUGCUCUCGAAGGCAUUGUUGGUUCGGCUGGUGGCCCAGGGGUAAUACGAGUGUUGGCGCGAGGCGAAAGACUUGAUUCUGGUCCAUGA
Molecule: messenger RNA, 1143 nt
Organism: Mycena indigotica
Lineage: Eukaryota; Fungi; Basidiomycota; Agaricomycetes; Agaricales; Mycenaceae
Product: PINc domain-containing protein
Exons: 3
Coding region: 109-1143 (344 amino acids)
Source: RefSeq, a predicted model, not a curated record